Molecule: messenger RNA, 1638 nt
Organism: Mytilus trossulus (common blue mussel)
Lineage: Eukaryota; Metazoa; Mollusca; Bivalvia; Mytilida; Mytilidae
Exons: 1
Coding region: 1-1638 (545 amino acids)
Molecular function (GO): zinc ion binding
Source: RefSeq, a predicted model, not a curated record
AUGGCAUCGGCUAGUUUAUGUGAUCCUUGUUCCGAAGCUGACAAGUCUUCAACAGCAACAAAGUAUUGUUCUGACUGUGAAGAAAGACUUUGUACAGACUGUGAUGAAUCACAUUGCAGAUUCAAAGCCUUCAAAUCUCACCAUGUUAUCGACCUGUUGUCCAUUGGAUCCAAUAUUCUUAUGUCCGCGAAGAAACACUGCAAUGUCCAUUCUGAAAUGAUAUUGGAUUAUUACUGCACAGACCAUGAGAUCGUAUGCUGUAGAGCCUGCAUAUCUAAUGAACACAGGGUUUGUCAGAACGUUCUCCCAUUGGAACUUGCCUCGAAAGAUGUUAGAAAGUCUGCACUAUUUAACGAUGUUAUGGAAGACAUAACGCAUCUUAUUACAACAUUGAAUGCUUUAGACAAUAACAGACAGUCAAACUUACAAUCUAUUGAGAAAUCUAAAUCAGCAAUCUCUAAGCAGAUCCGAGCAGAAAAAUCCAAAUUGUUGAAACAAUUUGACGAGUUGGAGAGUGAACUUACAAUUAGUUUCACAUCCCUCCAACAAAGACAUGAAUCGGAAAUUAAAAAACAGAAAGAAGAAAUAUCACAAGUAUUGGUCAAUAUAAAACAAAACAAACGAGAAAUGGAUUUCUGGACAGAUGAUGGAUCAAAGAUUCAGCUCUUUAUAUUCUUGCUCCAACAAGUCACAAAUAUUCAUAUCGCCGAGGAGAGGAUACAGCAGAUUGUAUCCAAUUCACAAGAAAUUGAUAUAACUUUCGAUAAAAAAAUAGUGGCAACUAUUGAGUCUCUCGGGUCACUGUUAGAGUAUGUUCAACCAUGCCAAAUUCAAUACAAACCAAAGAAAUAUCAACAGGCCCAGAUAAAGGUAGAACCAAUGAAACGCAUUGCUGAAUUUGAGAAGGAUACUGAAGUUAAACUUAAAACUGGGGUGACAUAUUAUCUUCGAGGUGUAGCAAUCACAAAUGACAAUAAACUACUCCUCACUAAUGAUAGGAAACUGUUUGUCUACAAAGACUGUAAAGAUUAUAAGACAGAAAUAGCAUUUUCCUCUCCACCUUUUUGUGUUGCUGUGAUACCUUGUACCGACAGAGCUGUUGUUACACUACCGAACGAUGUGUCUAUACAAUUUAUAAACACAAAAACUAUGAAAAAGGGCAACACAGUAAACGUUGGAUUUACAUGUCAUGGUAUCACUGCUGGACGUGACAGAAUCUUCGUUGGCAGUAAAGACGGUGCAAUCAAUUUUUUAGACACCAAUGGGAACAUUCUAAAGGUAAUUCAAUAUGGAUAUGGUUAUAUUAACUUUAUAGCAUACAAUGGUAUUUAUGAUCAAUUGAUUCUUGGAUGUCCUAACAGACUCCUCUGUCUCAAAACUGAUGGAACAGUUGUAUACAAAAAGAACGUUUCAGGAAUAGCAGGUGUAACAUUUGAUAGACAGGGGAACAUUUAUUUUGGCGGUUUUAGAACCAACAAUAUACAGCGAAUAACAUCAAAUAGACGAAACUGUGACGAAAUACUGAACGAAGACAAUGAUAUCAACCGUCCGUCUGGUAUAUGUUUUAAUAACGACUUCACAAAACUGUUUGUGAUUAAUAACGAUGGUAAAUCUGUUUGUGUAUACAAAUGCAAGUAA